Messenger RNA from Drosophila navojoa, 4140 nucleotides. RefSeq lists its product as uncharacterized. Gene Ontology annotation, cellular component: plasma membrane. The record is from RefSeq and is a predicted model, not a curated record. Gene Ontology annotation, biological process: stabilization of membrane potential; potassium ion transmembrane transport. Lineage: Eukaryota; Metazoa; Arthropoda; Insecta; Diptera; Drosophilidae. Gene Ontology annotation, molecular function: potassium ion leak channel activity; outward rectifier potassium channel activity.
UGGCUACACAGACGCGCCUGACGGAAACGCGUGGCACUGUCAUCACCGAGCGAGCGUCGCUGUGUUAACUAGUUAACGGUAUUUUGAAUUACUAGUGCAAGCAGACAGUGCGAGCGAAUGAACUAACUGUAAAUACGAUUGCAAAAAAUUGAUAGCGAAGGAGGAGCACAAAAAAGUUUUGCUAGUGGGCAAUUCUUGAUUUCGUAUAUAUGUGUCAGUGUGCAACUGUGUGUGCUUAUGUGUGUGGCUUUGGAUCUGGAUCUGGUUUGAUUAAAGCGCCGCGUGUGUGAUUAGUUGUGUGAAUUGUUUUUGUGUGCAAUCAGCUAAUUGACAGGCUACUCUUCCUAUUCUGCAAUUUGAAAUAUCUAGCUCCAAUGAAUGGCUGGGUUUGGUCUUAACUUGAUUUGAAAUCAACGAACUGUACUCGACAAAAGGCCAGUGAUCACUGAACGGAGUCUCUGGGCCACAUAAAAGCGCUGUCGCUACGGCAACAGACUUCGCCACGCUGGCAGCGACGCCGGCAGCAAUUGUGACGCCGACGACAACUGCGGUAGCGUGUAACGGAAGAAAUUGCUCAUAACUUGCCCUGAGUAAGGCGACAGACGGCUAGGCGGGGCAGGGCGUGACGCUGGCAAAGCUGGGGUAAUAAACUGGGACAACAACUUUAAAAGUACAAACCAAGUGCACGGAUUGAAGAGCACAGACCGGGAACAAUGCAAAAUGCGAUGUCAGCAACAGAAGCAACUGCUGCAACAACAACAACGAAAACAACAACGAGAACUACAACGAGAACAACAGCAAGAACAACAACUGGAAACAAGUCAACAGCAGCUUAAAACAUAAUACGCUAACGGCUGCCAGCAAAGGGGGCGAAAAGCGAAAAGCGAAAGAGACUUGGAGGAAAAACAAAGGAAUGAUGAGAAAACGUUGUUGUAAUUAGUAAACGGAUGGCUGACAAGCAGCAGCACAGCAUGAAUCAUAAGUUGAGGCGGAAACGGAAGUGCACGCCCAAUAAAACUGACAGCCAACAGCAGGAACAACAACAACAGCAACAACAAGGAGCAGGCGUCAACUAAAUGUUGCAACAAGAAUUGCAAAUGCCAAACAAAUUGCGAUCAUGUGUGACGUUGAGCAGGCGUUUAAGAGCAAUCAAAGCGACGACAAUGAGGACGAGCAACAGGAACUGGAACAGGAGCAGCAGGAGCUGGACGAGCCGCAGCUCAGUCAGGAGGCUGUCGGCGUGAAGUCCAGUGUUCUAGUCAAACGCCACGCUUCCGAACGUUGCUUGGGUCAGCUGCUGAAGCUGCUGCUCUCCGCGCCCGGCCUCGUUCUACUGGUUACAGGGUAUUCGGUGCUGGGUGCACUCAUAUUCCCACUGCUGGAGGCACCGCAGGACCUGAGCAAGUCGGCGGCCAUUGCCAAGAGCCGGGAGGAUUGUCUGCGCGAAUUGUGGAUCAUAACGGAGAAACUCAACGUGCUGUAUGAGCGCAAUUGGACGAUGCUGGUGCACGAGCAGCUGCGCCGCUUCGAGGGCUCCAUCGUAGCUGCCACGCGUCCCGGCGGCGCAGCUGGCGCCGUGGCGGGACCUGGGGCGAGCGCCAGUGCCAGUGCGCUGGGGCACUUUGGCUACGACGCUGGCGACACGCAGAGCUGGACGUUUAGCGAGGCGCUGCUCUACUCAGUGACUGUGAUAACAACAAUUGGCCAUGGCAGCCUGACGCCGCGCACAGCUGCUGGGAAGCUGGCGACCAUCUUCUAUGCGCUCAUCGGGGUCCCUUUGAUGCUGAUGUGUUUGUCGAGCUUGGGAGCGCUGCUCGCUGAGGCGCUGCAGUGCACCUACAUGCGGCUCUGCUGCCAGCUGCAGCGCAGCCGGAACUCUGGAGGGGAAAAGAAUGGAACGACGAUGACGACGGGCACACUGACAAAGCGACGUCAAUGCGCUGGGAAUGGGGCGAACUGCAAAGGCUGCAGCAGCGAAACGAUUCUCUGCGAACGGUAUGAGUGUGGCCAAGUGAGAGGGACGACGUCGGAGGCUGCGACAACAAUGAAGCGCAAGCUGUCGCUGGAACAAGGCGAAGAUGCCUGUCAAUUGUUGCGCAAUGCGAUGCCAAGCAAGUUGAAUCAGCAGCAGCAGCAACAGCAGCAGCAGCAGUUUUACCAGCAGCAACAGCAGCAGCCUGAUGUCAUGCUAAUGACAACAACAACGACUGGCAAUGCGUUGCUGAAAUAUGCACCGUUGCCACAACAACAGCAGCAGGAGCGGCAGCAGCAACAGCAGCACCAGCGUCAGCAAUACAUUAACGCAUCACAGCAGCAGCAGCAGCAAUUAUCGACAACAACAUUGCCACGACAACACCAGCAACAGCAGCAGCCUCCAAAUUUUGUCGCCGUGCCGAGCAGCAUGCUGCGUUUUACUGCUGCACCCACUAUGCCCCUGGCAGCAGGAGGCCCUCAGAAUUGCUAUGCUCCAGCCACGGCCACAAUUUACUUUCCAUUCGCGUCUGCCACGGGCAGCACAAGCAACUGCGCUCAGCCAUUGGUCAAGUAUCAUACGAUACACUUGCAGCCCGCUGCCAAGCAACAGCAUCGAUUGCUGAGCACUCUGGAUGCUGCGCCAGCAGCAACGGCAACAGCAACGGGAACGGGAACGACAACGACAACGGCGACGGCAGUCGACCUGACGGCAGCAACAUCCACUCUGGAGGCCAUCACAUUGCCUCCCCCACCUGCCUAUCAGACAGCUAAUAUGCAUGCCGUGCGACGGGCCAAAUUUGUGGCGCAGCCGCUGGCACCAGAAGUCAAUGCGCUGCUGUGUGGGGGAUCGAGUGAUUUAUCCUGCAGGCAUGAUUCAUUGUCGCAUGCAUUAUCUGGAGCAGCUGCAACAACAGCAGCAUCAGAGGCAGCAACAGCAACAGCAUCAACAGGCGGUGCAUUGUUAACCUACACGGCAGCAACAAGCAGCCCGCAACUGUCAGGCGGCAUUAAGCCAACAGCAGCAGCAAAUGCAACAAUGCCCGAUAACAGUUUUAUGGCCGCAGGUGUCUAUUGCGCUGGAGUCAAUGCAACAGCAGCAACGGCAACAGCAACAACAUCUCCAGGAAUAGCAGCGAUAGCAACAACAGCAACAUCAACGACAGCAACAACUACAACAGCAGCAGCAUUGUCGGCGCUGCUGAGCUCGGCUGGCAAUGUGGACAUUAUGGAGGACGAAGAUGAGCUGGAGCGAGAACGUUCCAGCAAUUGCCCGCAUGGCACACCGUCUCGUGUGCCGUUGAUAGCGAGUUCCGGCUGCGGCCCUUUGACUCUGCCCCACGAGCUGCCGCUGGCAGAAAAGCCGGGCGCCGGCUAUCAGGCGCGCGGUCUGCUUAAUGCGACGGCGGCCAGCUUCAAUCGCCACACGCUACAACCGCUGAAUCGCAAGACUCUGAUGCUGACGCGCCGCUGCCAGAAGCACGCGACGGCGCUUUACGAUGCCACCGCCAACACAGAGACCUCCGAGGACGAGGAGUACAUGCAGCACGGCAGCGAGCAGUUCGUGCUGAAGAAGCUUAAGCACAGCCGUCGCAAUGGUUCCCAUGAGUGCGUGGAGCGCCAGCUCCAACACCAGCAUCGCCAGCAGCACUUGGAGGACGAUGACGACGAUGAUGACUAUAAUGAGGAGUCGCAGCGACAGGUGCCCAUUAGUCUGGUGCUCUUUAUACUGAUGUGCUAUAUAUGCGUGGGUACCGUUAUCUUUGCGCUGUGGGAGAACUGGUCACUGGUGGAUGGCGCGUACUUCUGCUUUGUCACGCUCUCGACAAUUGGCUACGGCGACUUUGUGCCGGCGCGCACCUUUAAUGGACCCGAGCUGCAGCUGUACGCCUGCUGUGCCUAUCUGCUGCUGGGCCUCGUCCUUGUAGCCAUGUCCUUCAGCAUACUGGAGACUCAGCUCAUGUGGAAGUGCAAACGCAUUGCCGUGCGACUGAAGCUAACCAGCGAUUGAUCCAGCUGCGCCAUCUCCCAUGUUGUGUAUAUGUGUAUGUGUGACCAGGACACGCUCCUAUUAGACAUAGUUAUUAGUGCUAAAUGUAAUCGAUAUAUGCUAAUGCAUGCUUAAUCAGCUGUAUAAUACCUAGUCUAAAUACAUAUAAACAAACAGUA